Messenger RNA from Carassius gibelio (silver crucian carp), 845 nucleotides. RefSeq names its product dihydrofolate reductase (gene dhfr). The transcript has 6 exons. NCBI's taxonomy places the organism in Eukaryota, Metazoa, Chordata, Actinopteri, Cypriniformes, Cyprinidae. Gene Ontology annotation, molecular function: dihydrofolate reductase activity; NADP binding. Gene Ontology annotation, cellular component: mitochondrion. Gene Ontology annotation, biological process: glycine biosynthetic process; dihydrofolate metabolic process; folic acid metabolic process. The record is from RefSeq and is a predicted model, not a curated record. Bases 98 to 670 code for a protein of 190 amino acids.
AAGCGUCUGACGUACAAUUUAUUCGUAAAUUCGCUGGCGGGAGGCAGAGCGUUCGUGCUAGCUAAAGUGUUAUUUGUUUAUUACUUUCAGGCCAGUUAUGUCUCGAAUACUCAACUGUAUUGUAGCUGUUUGUCCAGACAUGGGAAUAGGGAAAAAUGGAAAUCUGCCAUGGCAUCCAAUAAGACUAAGUAAUGAGUUCAAGCACUUUCAGAAGAUGACCAUGACCCCUUUAGUUGAGGGUAAAAAGAAUGUGGUCCUGAUGGGCAGAAAGACUUGGUUCUCUAUUCCUGCAGCAAACAGACCUCUAAAGAACAGGAUCAACAUUGUUCUCAGCAGAGAGCUCAAGACAACCCCAGAGGGAGCUCACUACCUUGCUUCAGACUUCAGUUCAGCUCUCCAUCUGUUAGACAGCAGUGAGCUUGAAAAACAAGUGGACCAGGUUUGGAUAAUUGGCGGAAGCGCUCUGUACAAGGAGGUGAUGGAGAGCUCUGGUCCUAGGCGUCUUUUUGUAACAAGGGUCCUCAAGCAGUUUGACUGUGACACAUUCAUACCUGACAUUAACAUGGACAAGUACAAGCUCUUGCCCGAAUUCCCGGGUGUACCCACGGGCUUGCAGGAGGAGAAUGGUGUUCAGUAUGUAUUUGAAGUAUAUGAGAGCACUGACCAUUAAGAAGAUCCUUUAAGCAUGUUGCUAAGGUUGGAGAAGUGGUCUGGCCGGGUAGUGCGAGUGCUCGGAUAUUUUUAUGGGAGACCUGUUUUUAAACCCUCAUCACCUUUUUUUUUUUUCUCCAUUUGUUUGCCACAUUUUCCUGUCCACCUUCCUUCGUAAUAAAAAUUAAACCUGA